This is a messenger RNA of Acipenser ruthenus (sterlet), 3625 nucleotides long. RefSeq names its product GTPase IMAP family member 8-like. Gene Ontology annotation, molecular function: GTP binding. Bases 287 to 2116 code for a protein of 609 amino acids. The transcript is spliced from 4 exons. Lineage: Eukaryota; Metazoa; Chordata; Actinopteri; Acipenseriformes; Acipenseridae. The record is from RefSeq and is a predicted model, not a curated record.
AAGCAAUACCUCAUCGAUCGAAUUUGAUCGAAAUUAUAAUGGUCCGACUACAAAGAGUUAAAAGUGCUUAGUGACGUAGAUGCAAAUAUGCCCCAACUCACUCACAGCGGGCUGAUGCUUCGCCUCCAGACAGUUACAGCCAGCGCUCGCGUUCAGAGCAGGGCGGAGGAGAGCUGAAACGCACAGCACCAUUCACGGCCCUUUUUCUAAAACACAAAGCAGACCUGCUCUAUCCGGUUCAAAGCAGAAGGAAAGAAAAAAAAAAAAAGACUACAAUUUUCUGAAAAUGGCGUCCAGUAAGGAAGUCCAGGGCAGGUCCUCUGAGCUGAGGGUGGUGCUCCUUGGGAGAGCAGGGGAUGGGAAGAGUGCCUCUGGAAACACCAUCCUGGGCAGUGAAGAGUUUCAGUCUGACGCCGGCUCCUCCUCAUUCACAAAGGGGUGCAUGAAGAAAGCAGCUGUAGUUGCUGGGAGACCCGUUUCUGUGGUCGACACUCCAGGAUUCUUUGACACAGAUGCCUCUAAAGAUGAUUUUAAACUGGAGAUUAAGAAAUGUAUUUCCCUGUCUGCCCCGGGACCCCAUGCUUUCCUCCUGGUGAUGCCGGUGGGUCCAUACACGAAGCAAGAGAAAGAAACGGUGCAGGAAAUCCAGAAGAUGUUCAGUGAGAAAGUUAUGCGGUUCACCAUCAUUCUGUUCACCCGUGCGGAUGAUCUCGAAGAGGAUGAGACUAUCGAGGAGUACCUUCAGAGAGGCAGCCAGGAGCUCCGAGAGCUAGUUAGAAACUGCGGGGGGUAUCACGCCUUCAACAAUGAAAACAAGGAGGAUCGCACCCAGGUCACUGCACUGCUGCAGAAAAUACAGAACAUGGUGGCUGUGAAUGGAGGCAGCCACUACACUGAUGAGAUGUACCAGCAGGCAGAAACAGCGAUCAAACCUGAGCAGAAGGAGAUAUGUGGAUGUGCCCCGAUGUGUGUGUGUUUGUUGCCAACAGUGCUCAAGUACAAUUCCCCUGCAAGUGGGACAUUGGCUUCAGGUUCCUCUGAUCAGCCGAUCCGUGUUUAUUCAGAUCACCAGCCUGGUAAAGCAGGAGCAAUGGCUUCAGGAGGUGAAGGAACAUCUGCUGGAUUUGCUGUGUCUAGUAAGCAGGGACAGGACCAGGGCAGGUCCUCUGAGCUGAGGGUCGUGCUGCUUGGGAAGACAGGAGAUGGGAAGAGUGCCUCUGGAAACACCAUCCUGGGCAGUAAGGAGUUUGAAUCCAAAAUCAGCUCCUCCUCAACAACAAGGAAGUGUGAGAAGAAAACCUCUGUCGUUGCUGGGAGAACGGUUUCUGUGAUCGACACUCCAGGAAUCUUCAACACAGAUCUCUCUGAAGACGAGGUUAAAGAGGAGAUUGCGCGAUGCAUCUCCCUGUGCUCCCCGGGACCCCACGCGUUCCUCCUGGUGAUGCCGGUGGGGCGAUACACGGAGCACAAGCGCGAAACAGUGCAGGAAAUCCAGAAGAUGUUUAGUGAGGAAGUUAUGAGGUUCACCAUCAUUCUCUUCACUAGAGCGAAUGAACUAAAAAAGGACAAGACUAUCGAGGAGUACAUUCAGAGAGGCAGCCAGGAGCUCCGAGAGCUGGUUAGAAAGUGCGGGGGGUAUCACGCCUUCAACAAUAAAAACAAGGAGGAUCGCACCCAGGUCACUGCGCUGCUGGAGAAAAUAGAGAGCAUGGUGGCUGUGAACGGAGGCAGCCAUUACACUGAUGAGAUGUACCAGCAGGCAGAAACAGCGAUCAAACAAGAGCAGGUUAGUAAAGGAAUAAGCAGAGAAGAGGCUGAAAAUUCCAACAGCUUCAUUAGGAGAUUGACGACCGUACUGACAGGCGCGGCAGUGGGAGCUGGUCUGGGGAUCUUAUUGGGAGGGGGGCUAGCAUGUAUUGCAGGUGGGGCAGCAGUGGUACCAGGGGCAGUGACGUUAGGGGUAUUAGGGGGAGUAGUUGGAGCGUCAAUUGGAUCAGAAGCAUCAGGGCCAGGCGAUGCAGUACAGAGAGUGAUCAAAGCAAUAGCAGACAUAAAACAGGAAGCAGUCGACACAGUGAAAACAGUAGCUGUGCCUGAACACCGCAAGCAACAAUAGAAGCAACACGUGCAGCCUAAUGCAAGCUUACCAUGGCAGAUUUAUCAUAGUGCUGCUUACCCCAUGGUUUUAACACACUUUCACUACUGUACUAUACUGUACCAUGGGAAUGAGACAUCAUAAGAAAUGUUUACUAUGGUUAACUAUUGUAAGAGGUUCCAUUUCUUCUGAAAAAUAAUUCAUCUUCUUCAGGUAAACAAAAUAGUUUAUUCAGGAAUCAAAAUGCAAACAGGAACAAAGAAUCCGAGGUGACACACCAGUGAUCUCACACACACGUGUCAGCUGAUGGUGUUCUGAGCUGCAUCAGUGGAGAUGUUAGUUACUUCUGAGCUGAGCUGAGCUUUCAUGGCAUCAGAGACGUUGUUUUCUUUCUGAGUCGGCAUGAUGCAGAGGUGUUGGUUUCUGAGCUGCAUCAGUGGAGAUGUUAGUUACUUCUGAGCUGAGCUGAGCUUUCAUGGCAUCAGAGACGUUGUUUUCUUUCUGAGUCGGCAUGAUGCAGAGGUGUUGGUUUCUGAGCUGCAUCAGUGGAGAUGUUAGUUACUUCUGAGCUGAGCUGAGCUUUCAUGGCAUCAGAGACGUUGUUUUCUUUCUGAGUCGGCAUGAUGCAGAGAUGUUGGUUUCUGAGCUGCAUCAGUGGAGAUGUUAGUUACUUCUGAGCUGAGCUGAGCUUUCAUGGCAUCAGAGCCGUUGUUUUCUUUCUGAGUCUGCAUGAUGCAGAGAUGUUGGUUUCUGAGCUGCAUCAGUGGAGAUGUUCGUUUCUGGGCUGAGCUGACCAAAGAAAGGACUUUGUACAGCACGGCGAUACAGCUAGUUUACGUAAUUUCCUUGACCAGAGUACAACAUGGAGAACCAGUGCAGUGAAUUCUCAUUGAAUUCCACAUUCCAGUUUGAACCGCUUCCUCAGAUGGAGAUCAGUGUGUCUGGCAGACAUGAAGUGAAAGAGAGGUGAUCAUUAGUAAUGACGGGUUUGUUUAACUGGGCUUUCAUGUCUUUGUAUGGAUGUUUUUUUAACAUGUGUUUCUAUUUUCAAAUCAGUUAAAAUAUCUAGAAUAUAUAGGUUGAAUACAAUUGUACAAUUUUAAGAGCCAAGUAGCGAAUUAUUUUUAAGUUUUAAUUUCUCAUCUUAAAACAUUCAAUAGUUUGACAAUUCAGUGAAUUCACCCGAACUAUAAACAGCAAUGAUACAACUGCAUCUCUCUCUUGGUUUUUGUUUCUGGUUACAUUUUAAUUUCAGCUUUUCAGCAACAAGAUAAAAUGUAACCUUGUUUUGUUUCAAUGUGCUUGUAUAUUUUGUUUAAUCAGAUAAAAUGGAAUCAAAUGUAUUUUCAUCAGGGCUGUCUGGGUAAACAUGUUAAGAGUUCAAAGUGUUCUGUGUCUUUUUUUUCUUCUUCUUAUUAUUAGCACAGUUUUGUUAAAAAUUAACUUUGUAUUGUGCUUUAUAGUACAAUUGAAGUGUUAAUGUCUUCACUUUUAUUCCAAUUCUAUUAAAAUGUAAUAAAUAAACAUGUC